Molecule: messenger RNA, 741 nt
Organism: Bipolaris zeicola 26-R-13
Lineage: Eukaryota; Fungi; Ascomycota; Dothideomycetes; Pleosporales; Pleosporaceae
Exons: 3
Coding region: 1-741 (246 amino acids)
Biological process (GO): rRNA processing
Cellular component (GO): preribosome, large subunit precursor; preribosome, small subunit precursor; nucleus
Source: RefSeq, a predicted model, not a curated record
AUGACUUCGGACGCGCAGAACAAUCCUUUUAUCAGGAACCUUGCCUCGAGUGACAAGAAAGUUCGCGACCAGGCGCUUGAUGCGUUGAAACAAUACCUUGGCGCACAAUCUGAAAUCUUGGAACUCGAUCUCCUAAAACUAUGGAAAGGACUGUUCUACUGCUUGUGGAUGCAAGACAAACCCGCCCUUCAGCAGCGCCUUUCCCGCGACCUCGCAUCCCUUGUAUCUACCCUUCGUACGCCAGUAGUUCUGCCAUUCAUCCGCGCCUUCUUCCUUACCAUGUCUCGCGAAUGGGGCCAUAUUGAAGCACUAAGACUCGACAAAUACCUCUACCUGAUCCGUCAAUACGUUAACGCCUCAUUCGCAUUCCUUAGUCGGAACAAGUGGAAGAAGAACCUAGUGGAACAGUGGAACAGCAUCAUGGAAGAGACGCCUUUGGAAUGCAAGAACAUGAGGAUUCCUAACGGGCUCAGAUAUCAUGUCAUGGAUGUUUGGGUUGAUGAGCUAGAGAACGUCGAGGGCGAUGAAUGGGAGAAGGAGGAGAAUAAGGAGACGUUGGAGAAGCUGGUGCAGCCAAUCGAGAGUAUGGCAAAGAAUGGAAACUUGAAACCAUUGAGAAAUGCGGCCAAAGAGUGUCUCGCUGAUGAAAGAUUAAGAGCUUGGAGAGGGCAGGAAACUGAAGUCGCAAGCGAGCCUGAAGAAGAUGAUGAGGAAGCGGAGUGGGGAGGCUUUGCAGACUAA